Tribolium castaneum (red flour beetle) is the source of this 2621-nucleotide messenger RNA. Its product is annotated as SET and MYND domain-containing protein 4. The record is from RefSeq and is a predicted model, not a curated record. The coding region runs from base 133 to 2490 and encodes 785 amino acids. Lineage: Eukaryota; Metazoa; Arthropoda; Insecta; Coleoptera; Tenebrionidae. Gene Ontology annotation, molecular function: histone deacetylase binding. Gene Ontology annotation, cellular component: nucleus; cytoplasm. The transcript is spliced from 5 exons.
CCUAAGUCCCAUAGAAUCACCCAAUCAUUUUGUGCUACGUCACUACUGCGUCCAGUCGGGUGUUUCCCCCAGCUACAGUUUGAGACGCAGUUGGCUUUGUGCUUGUGGUGUCUUGAUCAACAAUAGUUCAGCAUGUAUUGUGAUAAGGCAAUAUUGGACCCAAGGUUCGAUGUACCAAAUAAAAUACUUCGAAACUUGUCGGAGGACCCCACUUUCAAAGCAUCCGAGUAUUUCGACAAGUUUGCUUCACUUGAAACGAAUUUAGAUCGAAUAAAUUUUGUCUACCAAAAUUUCGAAAAAUUUGAAGCAUAUCCUCCUUUAAUAAGUGACAAUAAGGAUGACCUGCUGGCUGGAACAGCAAGGGAAACUGGAAAUGGACAUUUUGGACGUGGCGAAUUCAGAAAAGCUCUGGAUUGUUACACGAGGAGUAUCCAAACAGCUAAUACUAAGGAAGUAAUGGCACUGGGUUUUGGUAAUAGAUCAGCAGCUUUAUUGAAAUUGGGAUUCUACGCGGAGUGUUUGACGGACAUAAAUCGCGCCCUUAAAAAUGAGUACCCCGACAAGCUAAAAUUUAAAUUACUGGCGAGACAAAAUUUCUGCAAAGGCCAAACAAUCGUGGAAAAUAACGCUUACGACCCAGUUCCAACAUUUCCCGCUUUUGAAAAAAAUGCUUCCAUUCAGUGUGCAAGAAACUGCAUUGAAAUCAUGCAAAAUGAGCGGUACGGACGCCACGUAGUUGCAACCAGAAACAUCGAAAUGGGGGAAAUUCUAGCAAUUGAAAAACCGUACGCUUCUAUCGUAACAGAUUCAGUUUCUGUUUACUGCCACGAGUGUUUGAAACUUUGUUAUAACAUGAUACCUUGCGAUAAAUGCACGAAGGCAUUGUAUUGCAGUGAUAAUUGCAAGGACAAAGCUUACGAAAGCUACCACAAGUACGAAUGUCCGAUUCACUUGUCCCUUGAUCCUUUACUAAUCGACUCUUCGAAACGAUUGGCUUUAAGAAUUGCCCUUAUUUCGAGAAACGAAUGGGCUGGGAGUCUCCUAAACGAAAGUCCAGAUGAAAUGUAUUGUUCUGACAGAUUUAAGGAAGUGUUCAAUUUGGACCAAAACGUACGACAACGCUUCACUCACGACUUAUUCGGUCGAACUACCAUAGCUUGCGGAGUUUUCUAUUUGAUUAAAAAAUACACCACGUUUUUGCAAGAAUAUGACGAGGACCGUUUCAAAGAAAUCCUCCUGUCGUUACUUUUGAUCUGUAGUACUAACACAGUGCGUGUUAACGAAGUUAGUUCCACUUUGGGAGAAUACGACGUUUGUGGUUUUGCCUGUUCACAUUAUCCGUUUUUUUCCAUGUUCAAUCACUCCUGCUGGCCCAAUGUUUGUCGCUCUUACCAUGGCUCCCAAAUGGUCCUUAGGGCCAUUCGUACCAUUAAAAAGGGCGAGCAGUGUUUUGUGACCUAUGGUCCUAGUUAUUUGUCGGAUAAUAUAGUGGGGAGGCAGGCUUUUCUGUUCUUUCAUUACUUUUUCAAUUGCGGGUGUAAAGCGUGUGUGGAAAGCUGGCCUAAGAAGAGUAUCGUAGAUAUGUUUAUUAAAAGUUGUCGAGAGCAAGGUGAAAACUUUUUCUGUGCUCUUCUGAGACGGAAGUUAGUAAGAGAAGCUGAUGCGGAUGUUGCCAGAAAGCACAUUCCUUCUUUGCUAGUUAAGGCUAAAUUUGAAGAAUUGUAUCUUCCGCCUGCUGAGGAUUUCUUCGUGAAUGAUACAUUGGAUUUUUGUUACAGUGUGCUUGGUAAUAAAAGAAGAGUUCUAACUCACGAUUUAUUCGGUCGAACUACUAUAGCUUGCGGAGUUUUCUAUUUGAUUAAAAAAUACACCACGUUUUUGCAAGAAUAUGACGAUGGGGACCGUUUCAAAGAAAUCCUCCUGUCGUUACUUUUGAUCUGUAGUACUAACACAGUGCGUGUUAACGAAGUUAGUUCCACAUUGGGAGAAUACGACGUUUGUGGUUUUGCCUCUUCACAUUACCCAUUUUUUUCCAUGUUCAAUCACUCCUGCUGGCCCAAUGUUUGCCGCUCUUACCAUGGCUCCCAAAUGGUCCUUAGGGCCAUUCGUACCAUUAAAAAGGGCGAGCAGUGUUUUGUGACCUAUGGUCCUAGUUAUUUGUCGGAGAAUAUAGUGGGGAGGCAGGCUUUUCUCUUCUUUCAUUACUUUUUCAAUUGCGGGUGUAAAGCGUGUGUGGAAAGCUGGCCUAAGAAGAGUAUCGUAGAUAUGUUUAUUAAAAGUUGUCGAGAGCAAGGUGAAAACUUUUUCUGUGCUCUUCUGAGACGGAAGUUAGUAAGAGAAGCUGAUGCGGAUGUUGCCAGAAAGCACAUUCCUUCUUUGCUAGUUAAGGCUAAAUUUGAAGAAUUGUACCUUCCGCCUGCUGAGGAUUUCUUCGUGAAGGAUACAUUGGAUUUUUGUUACAUUGUGCUUGGUAAUAAAAGAAGAGUUUAAUUUUUUGUUUGACUCUUUACAAGUUUAUAUAAUGUGAGAAUUGACACGUUAAGUUUAAGAGAAGGAGAAUCUAAUUUUGAUUUUAGUAAACAGUUUUAUAAGAAAAAACAUCUUUAUGUUUAACAACAAAG